Molecule: messenger RNA, 6324 nt
Organism: Wyeomyia smithii (pitcher-plant mosquito)
Lineage: Eukaryota; Metazoa; Arthropoda; Insecta; Diptera; Culicidae
Gene: Nup205
Product: nuclear pore complex protein Nup205
Exons: 5
Coding region: 112-6147 (2011 amino acids)
Biological process (GO): nuclear pore organization
Cellular component (GO): nuclear pore inner ring; nuclear pore
Molecular function (GO): structural constituent of nuclear pore
Source: RefSeq, a predicted model, not a curated record
UCGGUGCGGUUAAUUUCAUCGCUGUACUGCGUUUCACUCCGCGUAAAAUCUGCGAAAAUAAGUAUUUAAACUUGAAAAAAGUGUAAGAAUUUUAUUUUAAACGGAAGCUUGAUGCCCGAUUCAGCAGCCAUGGCAGAAGCAACGGCAGCGACACCGGAUGAUAUGUGGACACCGUUUAAACAUUUGUUCAAUAGCAUUGAGGCAUUUCUGUUGCCUAACGAUGCCACCGGUGGACAACAGCAGGAACAGAAUGUGACUAAUUUGGAUUCCCUGCUGCGGAAUCACAAGCAAAAUUUUACUACCCUGCUUCGUAACCCGCCAAAAAAUAGUAAAAGUCGUGAUGCGAUUCGGCAAGGUAUAACCGAGGGCAUUACACUGCCGGAGUUCGGUCAUACGAUCCUGUCGAAGGACCUGGUUGACGAAAGUGUAAUAAUUUCCGAUAUGUAUGGACUGAACGAGUAUAUUGCUUUGGAAUUGCUGUGCACGGCCCAGCAACAGAUGCCGAAUCAUCCUGGACUACCGCGAGGCCUGGUGGCAGUUUUGUUGUAUUAUGAUGGGCGCAAGUCACUGGUCGCUAGUUUGAAAGAACUCUUCCAAGCGCGGGCCGGUGUGAGCUGGUGUACGGAUGCAGCACAAGAGAUUACCCAGCUGAUUACAUCCUACACGGAUGGAUUGGUGGCAGAUGGAAUAUUAGAUAAGAUUUUGGAUUUACUGGAAGAGUUGGAUGUUACGAAAGAGUUGGAUGUGCUGACGACAAACAGAGCAUUGGGACCUCCGAAGCAUCACCGACAGGUGUUGGAUUUGUUUGAGGAAAUUCGAUUGCUUUUGGCUACAUGUUUAUUCAAUUGGGCUGCGCAAUGUGGCCUACCACGGGAAACAACUUUGAAAUUGAUUCGUCAUCUUGCUAAGUAUAAAUCAACCGUUUCAUCGGGUGGAAUCGAUAAUGUAACUUUGGCUUUGCAAAUGGCGUUGAUGUACGGACUGGAUAUGAGUGUGAUUCAGCGUAGGGAAGACGGAGAGGAUGUAGUGAAACGUUUACCCAUGGUUAAAGACACGGAAUUUAUCGAAACGGUCAUGGAAGCGUUGUCGAGCAGUUGGGAAUGCGAGGGACUGCGAUCGAUUUCGCUGUUCACUUUCGGGCUAGCAAUUGCUACAUUAAGACUGGCACCGCAAAAUUUGUACACGAAUACAGCCAGAAUCAUAGACCAGGAUGAGUUGCUGGUCGAUGCUGCCAUUCAGGGCCGAGUGUUCGAUUUUAUUCAUUACACCUUCCUAGAGAAUGAGGUGAUUUUCCGGACGGAGUUUUACUAUCGGCGAAUGCAUGUUCUUUUUACCGAUUUCAUUGAGUUGAUGCACUCGAAAGUAACUGAGCUGCGAGCGAGGGCAGAUGAAACGGCCAGAACUGUGCAAGCUUUCCAACAGCAGGGACUCGAUCCGCCAGCAAACUUGUGUCGGAACUUUGAAGCACUACUGUUGUCGGUUGGUAAGCUCUAUCAAAAUGAUCAGAUGCGGCUAAACUUAUCGCUGGAGUACUGGGGUCCCAUGGAGAUUGCAACCAAUUAUCAACGUGCUUCGUCCCGUUCGGUUUGUCUGUUCAAGUUUAUUCGUUUGGCAGGGGAACUUCUCCCACCGAUCCUCUUCAUUCCAUACUUAAAAAUGUUAGCUGGAUUAUCGAGUUCCUCACAAUCCGCCCGAAAUGCAUUUAACUUGCUGAAACAAGGCGGCGGUGCUUCGGGAGCUUCGGCUACGAUUUCGUGGGAUCAUUUUUUCAACUCACUAUUUCGCUACUACCAAAAUCUUCGCCAAGAACAAAAUCCGGGUAGCGAAACCGUGUAUAGAAACCGAGCUCUGAGUCGAAACAUUAAUCCGCAGGAAAUUGCCGGUUUACAAGCGGUUCUACAGGUGAUUCGAGCGGUAGCCAAUCACGACGAAGUGGCCAGAGUUGCACUUUGCGAACACCCCAAUUGGUCGCCGUUGCACGUUCUUCUCGGAUUGAUCAGCUGCUCUGUUCCGAUAGCAUUGAAAGCUGAGCUUGUUCAAACUUUGGCCGCUCUCGGUAAGAGCAAGGAAACCGCCUUGCAGUUAUGGACUAAUUUAGAAGCUUCGCAGAUCAUCACUACCAUUCCCACGACUAGUACCUUUGCCAACCGUGGAAUCGAAUCCGAACUGGAGGAAAUUGAAAGCCGCAACGAAACCUACCCUUUAACACUCGGAAUGUUAGAUUUACUCUACACACUAUGCGAAACUGCCAUCCCAAAGGGACUCGGCGCAGGGCCACGAAAACCCGGUCUAGAUCCAUACGUUACCUUCAUUAUAGAUGCCGUCUUCUUACGCUUCUACAAUCGAAACUACAAAAACCCAGCAGAAAAAUGGCAAAUCGCCGCCAAAUGUCUUCGUCUGCUGCAUACUUUCGUAAAAAACUACCAGCCAACCCAACUAGACUUUCCCUCGCCGAAUCAACCACGCGAAGAAAAUGCUGCCCCUGGGUUCCACGUACUGCUACAGGUUAAUACAAAGUCAGACUUUUUGCGUCUUCUACUGCACAUCGCGGAUGAAUCGAUUGGUCUGUUCGAUAGCUAUACACCUUUUCCGGGGCGUAAAGCACUGGAGGCUACCUCGCUGUACGCUCUGCAGAUUAUUGAACGCGCCCUCGAGACGCAGGAAGAUUUCUUCAAUGCCCAUUUCGCUUCUAACUGUUCUAUUCUCCUGGCCGGCAUUAACAAGCUGUUGCUGGGGAUGAAUCCUCGUAGCGGUCGGGCUGAUCACAUGUUGAAUAUUACCCGAUUUGUAACCUACAGUAGCUGGCUGCCGGAAAACGCACUGGUUGCCAUUCGCAUCCUUACGGCCAUUAUGCGCCAGCCUAAUGUCAGUCAGCAGAUUGUUGGCCUGCUGACGCAAACUGAUCGAAUUCGGAACGAAAUCCGACAGGGCUUUGUCGAGUGUUUGGAAAGUGAAACGAUCACCUAUGCUGCAGCCGGUGGGAAUGGUGGAGAAAGCUCGGGUGACGAUCAAGAGCAGGAUGAAUUUUCCCCGGUUGGAGCUGGUGGUGCCUGUGUUGAGUUGCAGAUAAAGGAAGCGAUCGUGGGACUAUUGCAGGAGUGUCUUCCGCAGCAAAGUAUACCCAAUCUGGCUCACUAUCUGCUUGGAUUCGAGCUGAAUAAGGAACUACGCUUGACUAAUCUGCAACAGCCGGGAGUGAUGAACUUUCCCAGCAACUGCGCCAAAUCGUUGAUUUCACUGCUGGAUAACGCGCUGGAGAAUUCAAAAGCUGGAAAGCAGACCAGCUCAGCGCAGGAGCGCUUGAUCGAGAACGGCUACUCGCUGCUGUACUCACUGUGCUACAACAGUCGCACUUCGGAGGUGAUCCUACGGUUCCUGCGUUCGUGCAAUGAUUUCUUGUGCCGUCACAUAAGCGGUCUUCCCUUCGCCAACUUCCGCAGUGCUCACGUGCUUAACCAGAUGACCGGACUGCUGAAAUGUACCGCCAUCGAGCUGAAGUUGACCUCCGAUAAGAGCCAGGUAUCCCAGUUCGGAAACAUCUGCAAGAUUCUGCUUGGGGUGGUUCAACAGCCGGCGGUUGUUGAAUCGGCAACGCUAGAAAUGUCGCAUCAUUAUAGCACCGUCAAUGUGAGCAUGCUAUCUAAUACCGCUGGGGGGCUGGAGGCCUCUACGGUGUUGCGCAAGGGAACAGAUUCAGCGAAAUUGUUGCUGUGUCAACUGUUGGAUUGCCUAAAUUUCGAGAUAAAAUCUCUUGAGAAGCCUAAAUGGGAUUACUUUGACAAUUCGCUGCUGCAAGGUUUGUUACAAAAUUGCGAGCUCCCGGUCAUCGGAGGAGGGCUGAAGCUGAUCGAUAUCAAGAAACUGCACGAUGUUUUGAAGGAUGAGUUGAACUCAGUUCAGACAACGAUUGCUGCCGGACAGAGAGCGCACAUUCUGGCGGAGAUCGAAACUAUUCUUGUGUACGCGCUGCAGGUUAAUAGCCAGCGGAAUAUGUGCUCUUCGACGGUACGUUUUCUGGAAGCCUGGGGACAAGUUACGGAGGUAUUGUUCAGUGUGACACCGGCCAUGUUCGUGUCGUUGGAUGUUAAGCAGGGUCUGCUGGUGGAAAUCAUCCAAGCCAUGCUGACGAAAGUGGUUCCCAAUCAGAUUAUGCCGGAGCUGGCCAAUAUCGCUUCUUCGACAGUGCUACUGCUGAUGGUGAAUUUGAGGCAUUGCUAUUCGUUGAAAAAUAGUGGCGCUGGAGCGGAGCAUCAACCGGAUGUUAAUCAGAGCACCUUGGUGGGCAGCUCUUUUGGGGGAUUUAGUGGACCAUCCGGAAGGAUGUUUUCACCAAAAACGAACACGCUAAGCCUCAGGUAUAUACUGCAAAAUAUCUUGGACUGGAUCUUAAUUAGCGGCGUAGGAUCGCAAAAGCUGAGAAUCAAUUUAUAUGCUGCCCUGCUAAAUUACAUGCACAUUGUGAAAGGCAACCGGGAUCGAAAUGAACAGGACCAGGAGAACGUGCGAGAUGAGUUCUAUGUGUCUCGAUUGGACAAGAGUUUGCACGCUGGAAAAUCGCAAAACGCGGCAGUUGAUGAUUCCAACGCACAGAUCGAAAUGGUGGUGGAGAUUUUCCAGCAAUUUGGGGAAAAGUUGAUUGACAUUCUGUGCCACGAUUGCACCGGUGGACAUGAUAUCUGUAAAAUGCUGGCACUGUCCUGCAUUGAUAUGCUGCUGGAUAUGGAUUCAAUGACCAAUGUAAUACAGUUCAUUUCUAAACGUGGCUAUUUAUCACAUCUGAUUGAUAGUCUACUGAAAAACGACGGAAAGCUAUGUCGAAUUUUGGACAAUCAACCGGAGAACAUGAAGGCAUUGUAUGUGUACGAGUCGAAAAUGGCUAUGCUGAGUCGAAUCGGAGGAUCACAUAUCGGAGCGGAACUUUUGCUGGAAGAAAAAGCGCUAAGUGUACUCGCAGGCAUGAAGGUUUUCGAUCUGCAUCCAGAUUUCCAGGUGCUCAACUAUUCCUCGCACUAUCCAGUUUCGUCAAGCUUCAUUCCACCAAUUGAAGCUCGCUACCAGCAAAUUCUUUUCCCGGCUCUUAAUCUGUGCGAUUCAAUUCUUUCUACACUGGGCCAGGAAAACCAUUCGGCCAUAACGCAGAUCGUCCACUUCCUGCUGUCUCACGGAGAUACAAUCGAGAUAGUGCUUCGCGCGGGAACACCUUUCCUCAAUAUAGGACUCCUGCAGGAGCUGUCUGGGAUAACAAGUUUGAUUGCUCGAGCAGCCAAUCAGGAAAUUUCCAAUCUUAUCACUCCGAACGCUAACCAAGACCUUGGAGCUCAUCUCUACCGACUGCAGAAGCUGAUGUUAACACUCUUCCCACGCUUCACUCUUACCGAGCAAACUUUGAAGGAGCUCAACCAGAACAUCCUGACACACUGCAGCGAACGGGAACGAUCGGCUCAUGUGAAACACUUCCUCCAGAUCGCAGCCAACCUUGCCCUGUACGCUAGGAACAGUAUUUCCAACCAUUCCGUUGAUCAUCGAACUAUCAACGUACUAUUUUCUCCGCAAAUAAAUGAAUCCAGUGUGCACCAGAUACACACCGGAAGACAGGAUAAUCGGGGUAUGUCGAACCUCGACAGUUCACACUGCAGUUUGAGUGUGAUCGUACAGCAGCUCCGUUGCUCGGUCGAGUACUACAACAAGGGCAAGCUUGCCUACGAGAGUAUUCUACGCCAGAGGAACUCCCUGCCGGGACUUAGUUUGGAUUCAAAUAUUCAAAUCCAACAUGACAUGCUCACGGAGCGAAUAACCGCCCGUCAGGAGGAGCUGAAGCGAUGUGUUUUCAUUACCGAACACUGUCUCUAUCUUCUGUGGGCCCAUUUGGACUUCUUUAUGCUGAGGGCGAUCCCGGUUAACACGCUUCACUUCAACGCACCAUACGCAGUUGACAAUUAUCUAUCAUCGCAAACGGAAGUCGGCUGGAAGAUUACCGCCGACGAUGUGGCCAUCCUAAAGAAAACACUGAUCGGUGUUUUUAACGAAACGUUCUGCAAGCAGCUGCUCGCCACCGCGCAGGAUCACACCCGGGCUUCGGAUAAGGGCUUUGUUGAGGCAUUACUGAGAAGGAUUAAGCGGCUUAUUCAGUUUGUGCCGGUUAAAUGAGAGGCUAGAGUAGAGCCAUCUAGUUCCAGCUAUGAUUGUGGAGAGCAGUUUCUGUUGUAUUGCUUAUCAUAUUCACUAAUACUGCCAGUUUUUCUGUCUGAAUAGUUGAUCUAAAAUGAUUAUGUAUACUGUUUCUCAAGACGAUUAAGACCUAGGAAUUAGGACGAUACGUAAGUA